UCUCUCGUUUGACUCUCAAACCCGUAAAAAAAAAAAGUAAAACUUCAAAACCCUAACCCUUCAAAUCCAUUUUCCCCCAAAUCAAAUCAAAUCAAAUCCUCUUCAAUUUCUCCGAUCUGCUGCUACUGCUUCUUCGCGUUCUUCUUCCCUGCCUGCUCCUGCAAUUCUCUCUCGCGAUUCCAGUUGGGGCAACGUGUGUGUGAUUCCGCCAGAUCCAUAGUUUUUCAGACUCACAUUGGGGAAGAGUUUCAGGAGAAGAAUGAAGAACACCGAGCGACUUGCGAAUUUCGCUUUACUAGGUUUAACCUUGGCACCGCUUGUUGUGAAAGUGGAUCCGAAUUUAAAUGUUAUUUUGACUGCCUGCAUCACUGUGUUUGUCGGAUGUUAUCGUUCUGUCAAACCAACCCCACCAACUGAGACGAUGUCCAAUGAGCAUGCCAUGCGGUUUCCCUUUGUUGGGAGUGCAAUGUUGCUAUCACUUUUCUUACUCUUUAAGUUUCUCUCAAAGGACUUGGUGAACACUGUUUUGACAGGCUACUUCUUUGUACUUGGGAUUGUUGCGCUCUCGGCAACAUUAUUGCCAUCCAUUAAACGCUUUCUGCCAAAUCAUUGGAAUGACGACAACAUAGUCUGGCGUUUUCCAUAUUUUCGUUCUUUAGAGGUUGAGUUUACAAGAUCACAGAUAGUUGCUGCAAUCCCUGGGACAUUUUUUUGUGCUUGGUAUGCUUUGCGGAAGCAUUGGUUGGCAAAUAAUAUAUUGGGUCUUGCUUUCUGUAUUCAGGGAAUUGAAAUGCUUUCUCUUGGGUCUUUCAAGACUGGUGCUAUUCUCUUGGCUGGUCUUUUUGUCUAUGACAUUUUCUGGGUUUUCUUCACUCCUGUGAUGGUUAGCGUUGCCAAAUCAUUCGAUGCUCCAAUUAAGCUAUUGUUCCCUACAGCAGAUGCUGUGAGGCCAUUUUCAAUGCUUGGGCUUGGUGAUAUUGUUAUCCCUGGUAUUUUUGUAGCAUUGGCUUUACGGUUUGAUGUGUCCAGAGGAAAACAGCCCCAGUAUUUCAAAAGUGCAUUUUUAGGAUACGCUGUUGGUGUGAUCCUUACAAUUGUAGUGAUGAAUUGGUUUCAGGCUGCACAGCCUGCUCUUUUGUAUAUUGUACCUUCUGUAAUUGGAUUUUUGGCUGCUCAUUGCGUAUGGAAUGGUGAAGUCAAACAGUUGUUGGAGUUCGAUGAGUCAAAGACUGCCAAUUCAUCCCAAGAAGAAGUUGAUGCUAAAGUUACCAAAAAGGAUGAAUAAGUCAGCAUCCCCAAUACCAAAUACUUCUGAGUCAUAGAAGAGACACUGUUAUUUUUGUUUUUUGGGAACGCCAUGACUUUUUGAGCUAACUUAUUUAGCAGCACACCUCUGUAACAGAUUGUGUUUAAAAGAAAUAUGUUGGUGUUGCUUUUCA
Molecule: messenger RNA, 1439 nt
Organism: Lotus japonicus
Lineage: Eukaryota; Viridiplantae; Streptophyta; Magnoliopsida; Fabales; Fabaceae
Product: signal peptide peptidase
Exons: 12
Coding region: 260-1285 (341 amino acids)
Biological process (GO): membrane protein proteolysis
Cellular component (GO): membrane; cytoplasmic side of endoplasmic reticulum membrane; lumenal side of endoplasmic reticulum membrane
Molecular function (GO): aspartic endopeptidase activity, intramembrane cleaving
Source: RefSeq, a predicted model, not a curated record